Molecule: messenger RNA, 1301 nt
Organism: Plodia interpunctella (Indianmeal moth)
Lineage: Eukaryota; Metazoa; Arthropoda; Insecta; Lepidoptera; Pyralidae
Exons: 4
Coding region: 1-915 (304 amino acids)
Source: RefSeq, a predicted model, not a curated record
AUGUAUGAUGUGAUAAUGGUAAAUGCAAUCAGGCUAUUGACACAUGUCCUUCCAGUUCAGACCAACCCAGUGACAAAAUAUUUAGUUCAAGAUCAAUCUCUCCUCAGUAAGUUCACAAUGAUUUCUUUAACGAGAUUCAUCCAAUGUGUUAACAAAUCUGCAAAUGUGCGUUUACAAAAUUCAGCACUAAUUAAAAAUUCUAAAAAUCCAAAUCGUAUUUGGUCUCAAAUUGUGAUGAAAAAUAAAAAAGAUGGAAGUAUAAUGAAUGUCAAAGUGCAAACCGUGCCAAAAGAUCGAUUUGAAGACUUCAUUGACUUAAAAAUGAAUCACUUUGUCAAGGAUGAGAUAACGUACAAAGUUUCAGGAAUCAAUGAUAAUCCAGAAGCAGUUAAAGAGUGUAGAGCAGUAUUAAAGAAUAUGAUGAGCCAGCGCGCGGUGCACAUUCACGGGUAUUUUAGAGAGGACGAGGCUGAACAUUCUGAACUCAUUGGCGCAUCUUCUCUUAUACUAAUAUCUAAAGAUGAUCCGCUUGAAGAGAUUACGGUCAAAACAAAAGAAAUGAAGAGGUUUUUUGAAAUCGUACGCGCCUGGAACCUGUUGUACAAAUACGACGAAGUAUUCAAACGAUAUGGAAUUGAUUGUUUUUACCAAGAUGCAGGCUUGGUCAUCCAUCCAAAGUACAGAUUGCUUGGUAUAGCCAAGUACGAAGCUCUUGUCAGACGGCUGGUGUGUAUCGCGCACGGCGUUCCUGCGACCGGGGCAUGGUGCACGAUGUUGGGCAGUCAGAGAGCCAGCACGCUGGACGACUGGGACACGCUGUUUGAGAUGUCCUAUGACGAACUGGCGUCCCGGCUCGGCGUGCAGUUCAAUGACCCGCCGCCUAGCUGCAAGUACAUGGCUGUGAAAGUCCUUUGAGGAUAGCUUUAGCCAGGAGCCUGCAAGCUAGAUACGAGGAACACGCUGUUUGAGAUAACUUAUGAAGAGCUGGGGUUCCGGCUCGGCGAGCAGUUCAAUGACUCCCCGCCUAGCUGCAAGUGGAUGGCUUGGCUAUUCUUUUGAGGAUUUCUUUAGCCAGAGAGCCUGCAAGCUAAACGACUGGGACUCGCUAUUUAAAAUGCCUGCCAAGAUGAACUGAGCUCCUGGUUCGGCGUGUAGUUCAGUGACCCGCCGCCUAGCUGCAAGUACAUGGUUUUGAGAGUCCUUUGAAGACUGCUUUAUAGGAAUGUUUGUUAAUUUAAUUGUGUGUAAUUAAAUAUUUAGUAAAUGAACUAUUUUUGUAAUAAAAGUAGCUAUUUGUGAUA